This is a messenger RNA of Enterospora canceri, 198 nucleotides long. Lineage: Eukaryota; Fungi; Microsporidia; Enterocytozoonidae. The record is from the annotation of a GenBank genome assembly.
AUGUUUGAAUUCAUAGGCAACAUGUUCAAGUCGAUUGGUGAGUUCUUCUCAGGACUUUUCAGCACCUUUUGGAGUGGCGUAUUCACCAUUGUGGCACUGAUAUGCCUCACUGUAGUGAUCGUAGCCCUAAUCAUCAACUAUCAAAAAAACCACCAGGUUGAGGAGAAAACAGUAAGCACCGAUGAAAAAGUAGUUUGA